Vigna unguiculata (cowpea) is the source of this 4182-nucleotide messenger RNA. Its product is annotated as Protein kinase superfamily protein. Gene Ontology annotation, cellular component: nucleus. Gene Ontology annotation, biological process: regulation of mitotic cell cycle; protein phosphorylation. The record is from RefSeq and is a predicted model, not a curated record. NCBI's taxonomy places the organism in Eukaryota, Viridiplantae, Streptophyta, Magnoliopsida, Fabales, Fabaceae. Gene Ontology annotation, molecular function: ATP binding; protein serine/threonine kinase activity.
AGCCCAAACGAAUCUCACAAUAAACGCGUCAACGAAGGCGGCUUCUUUCGUCUCUGUCUUCUGCUUCAGCUUUUCUCAUUUCGCUUGCUUUUCGUGUCGCCGGUAAGGCAAUUCGAUACCUCUGAACCCUAACGAGACGCAGCCAACGUUUAGGGUUUCGAUCAUCCAUUCAUUCUUCCUUGUUUCCUUUGCCUGAUUGCUUCCGUGUGGUUUCAUUUCGCUCUUUCGUUUCAAUUCUGUUGAUUCUAUCGAGGAAGCGCUUGAGAAAAUUAUAAAUGAUUUUUGUCGUGUGCUUUUCUCUUGAUUAGGGUUUGUAAAUCUUUAAAAAAAAUUGAAUUAUCCGUUCUGCUAUUUUUGGGAGGGUUAGGGUUUCGAAAUUUGGGGAUUGUUGAGGAUUUCGGUUUGAAAUACAUUUUUCUUGGAUUCUUAAUUGCUUAUUGAGAGGAAUUGUGCUUGUGCUUGUCAAUCAAUGGCGGCAGGGCGAAAAAGUGUUCCGCUGAAAGGUGACUUUUUCAAAUACAGUUCCACGAAGGGGUCUGAUCACUAUAAGAAUGGCUCUUUCGGCGUUGAAGUCGGUGGAUCUCGCAGCCAUCACUUUGCUCGUUCCGAUGAGCCUCGUGGUCGGAAAGAGGAGAGAGAGCAAGGUGAGAUCUGUGUUGAAGAUGACGAAUAUGAGGUUGCCUAUGGUUUGCCACCGCCACAGAAGAAAAGGAAGUUUUCUCCAAUCGUAUGGGACCUAGCAGAGAAGGAAGAAAGAAUUUCGUCCGAGAGUAGGAUCUCGGAGACUGUUGCUCUGUCUCCUCUUCCCUCUGUACUGAGCAGUCCUGGAGCCAACCUUGUUGAUUCAGAUGAUCUUAUGGCGGAAUCUUUGCGAGAUUCUCGAAGCUAUGGACAAGAUGUGGAGGAAGAGAAGGAUGUUCAAGAAUGGACUAUCAGAAAGUCAAGAUGGGCUAGUGAUGAUGGUCCCUCACCCAGGGCUGCUGAUGAUAAAUUCAAUCAUGGCAAAGGCAGCUCCAGUCCUGAAAUUGGUGAAUUCCAUCGCAGUGAAUCUUCAGAAAGCACUGUCACUAGAUCGUCAGGAAGCACGGGAAGAGAUCAUUAUCUUGGACUUUCUACUGAUGACGCCGAUUCUGAAAGGGAUUUCCACAUAGAUCCCAUGGACGAUGUUGAGGAACCAAGUGACGUUGGUGAUUGUCCAUCGGAUUCUGAAGAGAGUGAUGGAUUGAUGCAAGUGCACAGAAAUAUAAAUAUGCUUCACAGUUGCAGAAGUGUGUGCGAGUUUGAGAUGAUUAAGAAAAUAAAUGAAGGAACUUAUGGUGUUGUCUAUAAAGCUAGGGAUAAGAAAACUGGAGAAUUAGUCGCAUUGAAGAAGGUGAAGAUGAAUAUAGAGAGGGAUGGCUUUCCGAUGUCAUCCUUGAGGGAAAUAAACAUUCUCUUGUCUUUUAACCACCCUUCCAUUGUGAAUGUUAAAGAAGUAGUUGUAGAUGACUUUGACGGUACUUUUAUGGUAAUGGAAUUCAUGGAGCAUGACCUCAAGGGAAUGAUGGAGGUUAAGAAACAGCCUUUUACCAUUAGCGAAAUUAAAUCCUUGGUAAAGCAACUUCUUGAAGGUGUCAAGUAUCUCCAUGAUAACUGGGUUAUCCAUAGGGACUUGAAGUCAUCAAACAUUCUGCUGAACCAUGACGGGGAGCUUAAAAUAUGCGAUUUUGGGUUGUCAAGGCAGUAUGGAAGCCCUCUGAAGCCAUAUACUCCUGUUGUGGUGACACUAUGGUACAGGGCACCUGAACUUUUGUUGGGUGCUAAAGAAUAUUCAACAGCAAUUGACAUGUGGUCAGUGGGUUGCAUAAUGGCUGAAUUAUUUUCCAAGGAGCCUCUAUUCAGGGGUAAAAGUGAACUUGAACAACUUGAUCAGAUUUUUCGAACCCUGGGUACGCCUGAUGAGAAAAUUUGGCCUGGUUUAUCCAAAUUACCUGGGGCUAAAGCAAAAUUUGCCAAGCAACCGUUUAAUAGGUUAAGGAAGAAGUUUCCAGCUGCAUCAUUUACCGGUUUGCCAGUUUUAUCUGAGCUAGGAUUUGACUUGUUGAAGAAGCUUUUAACUUAUGACCCGGAAGAGAGGAUAACUGCUGAAGAUGCUCUCCUUCAUGAUUGGUUCUAUGAAGGCCCUCCUCCCAAAUCUGAUUUCAAUCCUAUUUUUCCUUCCUGGAGGUGCUAGGACAGGUACUCUUGCUGGAUGUAUGAAAUACCAAGAACAAUGCUAUUUUUACUGCCAUUGUUUCCAACUUUUUCCUUCCCAGUUAAUGAUCAUAUACAAAGAAUGAUAUAUUGCAAGUGACAGCGUGAUGGACUUGACUAGGCAAUUGUUUGCUUUAUAAAUUACAUGCGGCGGAUUAAUGUAUAUACCUGAGAAGGUAUGACUAGCACUUGAUUUUCUUUCCCUUGUGAAACUCAAUGUAUCUCUCUUGCUGGUGAAAAUGAUGUAUAUAAUAUUUCAGGACAACUAGUAAUUAAUGAUGAAUUUUUGCUCUGGUAUGUUCUUAUCCUGUACCAGCUAUUUCCGUUUUUGUUUUCUUUUCAUUAAGUUUGUUCUAUCCUUUUGGCUACCCCAUUUAAGGUUUGUUUGAAACAGUUGCGAAAUUAAAUUUUUUCAAUAUCUCGAUUAUUGUCAAAUUAUAUUUAGAAUCUGUUUUUCUUCUUUUUGAAGUUUAUCUAAAUGUGAUUACAAGAUAAAUAAAUUCGUUUAAAUAUAUACAAAAUAAUGAAUGAGAAAUAAACAAUAGCUAAAAAUUUUCAAUUUUAGGAAAAAAAUAGACCAUUUUACAAAUAUUCAGUUAUUGCCAAACAUCUUUCUUUUUCUAGAAAAAAAAACAGUUGAAUUGAUUUCAGCUGUUUUAAAAUUGCUGCACUAAAUCGGGUCUAAGGAGUUUUGUUCUUCUGUUUUUUCUUCUACUAAUUUUACACCAGGAAAUGCUUCAAAAAACAUUGGCUGCAUUCAUGCGCCAAGCAUUUGUAGGUGUUGGAUAUGUAGAAAAAUAAUCAAUAAUCAAUUCCCAGGGAUAUUCGUGGUCAACAGGUAAACAUGUUCAAUUUGAAAGUCGAUCCCUGAAAUAAAAUGAUGAUAGUGUGUGCUUGUUUUCUGGGGAGUGGUUCCCAUCUUCCAUGUUCUUGCCCAUUUUUCUGCAGUAGGGUUUACAUAUCCAUAAUCGGAAUGCGGUUUUUAAAUUUGAUAAUACACGGGAAUGAGUUUAGGCGGCCGUGAUUGCAUUCUGGAAAAGGGGGUCACAAGGAAGCCGUGAGAUACGUUGAAGAUUGUGGAGCUCUGCAAGGUAGGUAGGUAGGUGAUAUUUGUGCUUCCCCGGCUCUGCUUUUGGUGGGUCGUAUAUGGUAAUUUGAUGAAAACUCAAUUAAAGGUAACAUUCUUUUAUUAAUUUAUUAUAGAGAAUUAAAGUUUCCUUGAAAUGAAGAGUUUUGAUUUACUUUGUUUGUCUCGAAUAAGACACGUUCUUUAUUUGACUAGUGUAUAAUAUCAGAUAUUACAUCCAAGUGUUAACUGACCUUGCAAUCGCUGAACACUGUUCUUACGGUGCUGAUAUUCACUCAAUCUUUUCUCUGGAUUUUCAGUUCAAGGUGCAAAGGUUUUGGUUGGUAUGAAAAAAUUGAGGAUGAUGAAGAUGUAAUUAAAUAUUUUGGUUGGAAAGAGAAUGGGAAAAGUAAUUUUGAAAUUAAUGGUUUUACCCCUUCUUUCUUUUCAUAUUUGAUUAUAUUUUUCAGCCUAACAUUUACCUAUUUUAUUACACUUCAUUUGUUUUUGUUUUAUAAUUUAUUUCUCAUUUUAUAUCCUGGUGAGUUUAAUUUUCGUUUGCUGAUUUUUUGGUGUUGUUUUUCUCUGUCGGGGUUGUCAUUGAAAUGUUUGAAUUGACUGUGUUAGUUUAAUGUCAUGCUUCAAUAUAAGUUUAGCUCUUGAGCUUGUUAAACGUCUAUUUUUCUGCAAAAUUAUUGUAAAUAUAGUGACAGGUAACUAAAAUCGAUGUUUCUCUAUAAAGUAAAGAUUAGUGAUAGGUUUUAAAAAUAACAGGAAUUGAAAUGUUAUAAUGUUAUUUUGACGGUUAAUUUGAGAUUGUUAGUAUUUGGGAAAUACCAAAAUAGAGAGCCACGAUUCAACUUCCUAUCAAAUACAGUAUCAAC